AAAACAUUCGGAAUUAUCUGAAUUGAAUGUGAAAGUUCUAGAAGCUCUGGAGCUCUAUAACAAACUGAUGAAUGAAACACCGAUGUAUUCAGCCUACUCCAAACUCCACCAUCCCGCACAAUACCCACCUACAUCUUCUGGUGUUUCAGUGCAGUCGUACCCUGUACAGCCACCUAGUGGAAACUACAUGAUCCAGGGUGUUCACCAAGUCACCAUUUCCCCAGGUUACAGCCUGGGACCUGAGCAGAUGGGGCAGAUGAGGUCUCUGCCUCAAAGUAUAAAUUCUUCUGGAGCAACGCAGCCAGCUCAAGCCGCGUAUUUAAGCCCAGGGCCGGAUUCUGUGUUAAACCAGACGUAUGUGAACCAGAACCCUGGCCUUCCCUCAGCUGCCAGCACAGCUGCUUACACCCAGCAGCAGAUGGGAAUAUCAGUGGAUAUGUCGGCUUAUCAGAAUAACACGUCGAGUUUGGCUCAAGGACCAGGUUAUCCCGUGGCGGUUCCUCCUCAUUCCGUUCUACAGCAGCAAACAAAUUACCAUCAACAGCCUCUCCUUUAAAAACAAACCAGCUCGUAUUUCUGAAUUAAUGAAUAAAGGUUGCCUGACCUAAUGGUUUUUAUUAAUACCUGUCAAUGAAUAUCAAAAUACAUUUUCCUUUUAAAUAACCCAACUUACUGUGUUGGGGUUAUGCAGAGUAAAAAAAUAUGCAUCAGAUCUGAUUGUUAAGCACUUGCAUAAAGGUAGUUUGUACUAGAUUAGCUGAUGGUUUAAAAUAAUUUCAGAUUACUUUGAGCCCCUAUUUCAGUGG
Antrostomus carolinensis (chuck-will's-widow) is the source of this 806-nucleotide messenger RNA. RefSeq names its product signal transducing adapter molecule 2-like. The transcript has 3 exons. The annotation marks the transcript as partial. Gene Ontology annotation, biological process: signal transduction. NCBI's taxonomy places the organism in Eukaryota, Metazoa, Chordata, Aves, Caprimulgiformes, Caprimulgidae. The record is from RefSeq and is a predicted model, not a curated record. Gene Ontology annotation, cellular component: endocytic vesicle.